This is a messenger RNA of Trichobilharzia szidati, 1272 nucleotides long. Lineage: Eukaryota; Metazoa; Platyhelminthes; Trematoda; Strigeidida; Schistosomatidae. The record is from the annotation of a GenBank genome assembly.
AUGCAGUGCUUAAUCACUAAAGCUGACCACGAUAUAUUCUACUGUGGAGAGGGUUCUGCGAAACAUUGUGUCCAAAGUUUCACAUGUUCAGUUUGUGGUCAGCUGGGUUUCACAGAGUCGUCUUUAUCGAAUCAUGUUUUUUCUAAUCAUCCAAAUGCUGGUGAUUCAGAAGUACUUUGUCCCUUCUGUGCAAUACACACUGAAGGUGAUCCUAAUCUUACAACACAUGAUAUUGCAAGUCAUUUCAAAAGUGUGCAUAAUCUAUCGCCUUCAGUUAAUGAGAAGAAUAUAACCAAUAGCUCAUCAGCUGCGGGUUCGCUUAUUCCGCGUUUAACUUCUGUUGAUAACAAGUGCUGUGAUACUGCAAGUCUACGAACUCGACAAACUAGUCAACCACGUGCCCAGGAUUUUGGAAAUUUCAACUGUGCUAAUACCAGUAGUAGCACCGCUACAUUCCACAAUCGCUUAAUUACUGACGAAUCAUGUCAUAAUCAAAAUAGUGCAAAUUCAAGCGGUAUAACGUCACAGCCUGUAUUGUAUAAUCCACGUUUCUCUCUUGGCAGUAUAGUAACAAUGAAAAACUUUUUAAAAUCUUUAGAACAUGAUAACAAAAACAAAUAUAAUGAUAAAAAUAGACUCUGUGAUGAGCGAAAUGGUUGUAAUAAUAAACCCAGCAAUAGUAACCGAAAUGAUGAAGUUCAGAACUCAACUGUUUUGCAUCUUGGUCCUGUUGCUAAGGAAACGGAUUCACAAAAUGCAGAUGACAAAUCACCAAAUGGAGAAACUUUAGAAUUUAGAAGUAAUAACAAUCAAGAUUCUGCAAAUGGAAAUCAAGACAGUAAACAGAUAGACUGUACAACAACAACCACUUCUGUUAGCCGAGAAUCAAAAUUUAUAGAAAAUUCAGUUCUUCUUUCCCCUUGUGAAAACGAAAACCUUACAAAUCAACAGAACAUUUCACGUGCUGACAGCAACGGAUAUCUUGAGUCAUUAACCUCAGAAGUAUUAGAUCGUAAAUUGAAUUCCUUAUAUCCUAGUCCUUCAAAAUAUUCGAAAUCAUUAUCAUAUGACUCACAUAUAAAAUCAGUUAAUGAUGACAAGUUAAAAGAUGUUAGCAAAAAGUUAGUUUUUAAUUGUCAUACAAAUGAACACCAAUCAGAAUCAACACCAGCUACUGUUCAAGAUGAUUGGGAUAUUGACUGGCAUAUGUUUUUAAAUGAAUUGGUUUGGAGUAGUCUGUGUAAUGCCGACGCUUUUUCGAGUAUCACAUAA